Molecule: messenger RNA, 2756 nt
Organism: Tribolium madens (black flour beetle)
Lineage: Eukaryota; Metazoa; Arthropoda; Insecta; Coleoptera; Tenebrionidae
Product: mannosyl-oligosaccharide glucosidase
Exons: 5
Coding region: 288-2735 (815 amino acids)
Biological process (GO): protein N-linked glycosylation; oligosaccharide metabolic process
Cellular component (GO): endoplasmic reticulum membrane
Molecular function (GO): Glc3Man9GlcNAc2 oligosaccharide glucosidase activity
Source: RefSeq, a predicted model, not a curated record
UAACCCAAUUACGUCUAAAACCGUCCCCACUAAUCACAAUUUAUACAAAAAUGAUAAAAUUUCGUCGUAAAUCGCAAAAAAUGGUCAUUUAUCUUAUCAGUGUUACAAAAUUGGUAUCCCUGUCAACAUAAGAAAUGUCAAUAAAUAAGUAGCAAUAAAAUGCAAAAUUGAUAAGAAAAAGAGCAACCAUAAAUGAAAAAACCCUUCUAGUGUUGUUUUAACCCUUUUAGAUUAGUAAAAUCGUAUCAGGAGUCGUUUUUUGUGUGCUACUGAAACCUAACCUCAAAAUGGCCCGUCAGAGACGUAAUCAGGGCUCCGGAGACCCCAAUAAAGGCACAAAUAGUAGUAGCAGCAACGGUAGUAAUUCUACCAACAACCGAUCAUCAAAAUCCAGCAGUCUUCUCUCAUACUGGAAACAAAUUAUCGGUUGUAUCGUUCUAGGAAUCGCAGUGUCUUUGGGGUACAUGGGGUACUUGGAGACACGUGUCAAUACCCCAUUCGAUGAUAAAAAGAUGGUUGUCAGAAGUGGAUUAGAAGUCCCUGAACAAUAUUGGGGGUCUUACAGACCGGGGCUUUAUUUCGGAUUAAAAACACGCGACCCCAUGUCACUAGUCACAGGUCUAAUGUGGUAUUUUCCGAAACGUUUACGUCCAGGGGGCGAUGGUAUAAGACAUUGGUGUGAACAAAACGAUGGGUUGGAGAAAUACGGAUGGGUGAAACACGAUGGUAGUAAUUUUGGGGUACAGGAAAUUAUUGAUGGGGGCUAUACUAUCGAUACUUCGUUUGUUAAACGACUAGGUGGGAGUCAUGGGGGUGAUUGGACGGCUAGAAUCACAGUAACCAAACCUGGGAAUUUUGAUGACGUUUCACUCAUCUGGUAUACAGCCUUGGAUGAGGAAACGAAAGGUUUUAUAUCACUUACAAAUUCCGCAACGAAAUUUACCGGAAUUAAAGGCGAAACUUCCGGUUUAGGGGAAUUCACUAUUAAAUUCACUAAUAGUUCCGGUAUUGUGAGUCAUGAAUCGUUUUUGAGUACUAUAGCGCCGGGACUUCACCUACUUAAAGAGACAGUGGUGGGGUCAUUAAGAUUGGCACAAGACAAACCAAAUUCCCCUAGACGAAUCAUCUUAGGUGGGGAAAUAUUACCAGAAGCGGGGACAGGAAAAGCACAACCGAAUUUCGUCGCUGUACAAUUGACAGGGAAAGUCCCGUUUUCGGUCGAUGUCGUUUUCGAAUCGGGUAGUUUCGGCACAAGACAGGAUACCCUAGUGGGGGAAACCUAUACCAAGGCUUUAGCCUGGCAUGAGGCUAGGUUUGGGCAAAGAUUCGAGGAUACAUUCGGAUUGCAUAAAAAAGGUUAUGGUCCCAAAGAGGUGUCCUUUGCCCAGGCGGCGCUCAGUAACAUGCUCGGUGGUAUCGGCUACUUUUUUGGUACAUCCAAAGUGCAAAGUUUUUAUACCAAAGAACCGGUUCAUUAUUGGCGUGCCCCCCUUUAUACCGGAGUCCCCUCUCGAAGUUUCUUCCCUCGUGGUUUUCUCUGGGAUGAAGGUUUCCAUGGAUUUCUUAUCGCAACGUGGGAUCUUGACCUUGAACUUGAUAUUAUCAGUCAUUGGUUUGAUUUGAUGAAUGUUGAAGGGUGGAUCCCCCGUGAACAAAUUCUCGGUGUUGAAGCAUUAGCGAAAAUACCCGAAGAGUUUGUCGUUCAACGUAACACUAACGCUAAUCCGCCUACUUUCUUCCUCACAUUGCAAUUUAUUUUGAGGAAAUAUUACGAUAAAUUGAGUGAAGGACGUUUGGCAACACUGGAACGUCUAUAUCCACGAUUACAGGCGUGGUUUGCAUGGUUUAAUACAACACAGAAAGGGGCGGGGCCUGGAAUGUAUCGAUGGAGGGGGCGUGACGCUUCAACCAAUCGCGAAUUGAAUCCAAAAACUUUAACUUCGGGUCUUGACGAUUAUCCACGAGCAUCGCAUCCGACCGAAAACGAAUAUCAUGUCGAUUUAUAUUGCUGGAUUGCCAUUGCGGCUGAUACGUUAGCAAGAUUGGCAACACUGUUAGACCGUGAUGGAUAUAAAUAUGAACAGACAGCCGAUUAUUUAAAAGAUAAUUUCCUAUUGGAUAAUCUUCAUUGGUCGAAUUAUGCGUCUAGAUAUUCAGAUUAUGGUUAUCACACUGAUUCUGUUAAAUUAAAAAGGCCGAAACCGUUACCAAGGUCACAAAAUCAAAAUAUGGAAAUGGUACGUGUGACCUUGAAGAAUCCUGAAUACCGAUUGGUGGAUUCGACAUUUGGUUAUGUCAGUCUAUUUCCAUUUUUGUUACAAAUGGUCGAUUCUGAUUCGUUGAAAUUGGGUCAGAUUUUAGAUGACCUUCGAAAUCCUGAUUUACUAUGGACCAAAUUCGGUUUAAGGUCAUUAUCGAAAAAUUCACCAUUGUAUAUGAAACGUAAUACUGAACAUGAUCCGCCAUAUUGGAGGGGUCAAAUUUGGAUCAAUAUUAAUUUUCUUGCAGUCCGGGCCUUAUAUUUCUACGCCAAUACGGAAGGGCCAUAUCGAGACAAAGCCAACACGAUUUAUAAAGAAUUGAGAGAAAAUGUGAUAAAAAAUGUUAUGACGCAAUAUUUCAAAACGGGUUAUUUAUGGGAACAGUAUAAUGAUGAGACAGGAGAGGGGAGCGGUUGUAGGCCCUUUACUGGAUGGACAGCCCUGGUUGUGUUACUUAUGGGCGAACAAUAUUGAGUCAAUAAAAAUUUAACUACG